AAUAAAUUAGAAGAGGAUGAAUCAAAGAAGAAUGAAUUAGAAAAGGAUGAAUCAAAGCAGAAUGAAUCAGAGGAGGAUGAAUUAGAGGAGGAUGAAUUAGAGAAAGAUGAAUUGGAGGAGAAUGAAUCAGAAA
Messenger RNA from Racocetra fulgida, 133 nucleotides. The record is from the annotation of a GenBank genome assembly. Lineage: Eukaryota; Fungi; Glomeromycota; Glomeromycetes; Diversisporales; Gigasporaceae.